AUGGUUUCCUUUUAAUUCUUCUAUAACGUUUUAUUAUAAGAAUACUGUGAUUUUCCUGAAUGGUUUAUUAAGAGUUGGAAAUGCUCAUUAAUUUGAUGAAAUGUGGCCUAUGUGUUUUGGCUAUUAAAUAUUUAGCUUGUACAUGUACAUUUGUAAUAUUUAAGUUUUGCUGAUAGAAAGGUUAUUGUUUUAAAAUAUAAUUCAGCUGUUAGGGAAAUGAUUCUAUAUGUCUUCUAGAAAAGCUGGCAUCUUUGCUGCUUGAGUAACUUGAUACAACACCAUUCUGAGAAUAUAUACUAAAGAAUGGUUUAUAAAAACUUUAAAUAAAUCUGUGCCUUUAGACAUUGUUAGUUAACAUGUAGGAUAAUUACAUCAUCUUUGCUAUUUUGUGUAUCAAAAGACUUCUGAGAUGAUGCUUAAGAUUAAUUAUUUGCUUUUUUAACGAAGUAGUGAAGAAUAACUUUAUAGCUUUUUAGUUGUCAUUUUAUUUUAAAACGUCUCCCUUUUUGAUCAUAUCCUUAAAAAUUACGUGUAACACAAUACACUUAGACUUGGUUGAUGUAUACUGCAAGUGGCCCCAUUGCUUAUGUGGGUCUUUGGCUCACAUAAGCAAUGGGGGUAAUGCUUUUUAUUCCAGUUCUCUUUUCUAACUGCAUGGGUAGGGGAGGGGCAGGAAUACUACAUGCUAUGAGUGAAACACAGCUCAUGGCUCUUAGGAUCAAAGUGAAUUACAGCUAGUUUCUUGAUUUUCAUGAGAAAUAUGACCCUUGUGAAGUAGGCAAACAUGACCAGGGGAGAAAACAUUGACCUCCCUUGCAGUAGAAAAUGGUUUGUUACUUGAAGGAGCUAAUAUUCGGUGCACUCCCUCCCAUUUUCCCUGCAACUAGUUUAAAUUGCACUGCAACGGAAGUUGCCAUAUUUUAAAAGGCUAUUUACAUGUUGAUGGCAUAUAUGGUGGAAAGGAGGAAUAUGUCUGCUAGCCCUUCUCCUUGAUACCUGGAUGUUACCUGUGUUAUCUGCAAGCAAUGCUUACCAGUGAAUAGGGAUAUAGUAGCUGUUACACGCAUCCUGAAGAAGGCUUCAGUAAAAGUUCCAGCACCAUCCCCUCUCUUGGAAAGUGCUUUGCCUAGUGACAGAAGCUUGGCAGUGAUGUAAUUGCCCUACAAGUGGAUAUAAUGGUGUCAAAAAGCAAUUCAGAGAACACAUAGACAGAUGACACAGAAAUUAAUGCCUAAGCUGUGCUGGAACAAAAAUGCAAUGAAAGAAACACUGGAUGAAUGAAUGAAUAACCCUGCUUUGCAGUCCCUCAGCAUGGCAGGACUACAACUCAUGACCCCUGCUUCCUCCCCAAUGGGUCCUUUUUUUGGACUACCUUGGCAACAAGAAGCGAUUCAUGAUAACAUUUACACACCAAGAAAAUAUCAGGUUGAACUGCUUGAAGCAGCUCUGGAUCAUAAUACAAUAGUCUGUUUAAACACUGGCUCAGGGAAGACUUUUAUUGCAGUACUACUCAUUAAAGAACUGUCCUAUCAGAUCAGGGGAGAUUUCAACAAAAAUGGGAAAAGAACAGUAUUCUUGGUCAACUCUGCAAAUCAAGUUGCUCAACAAGUGUCAACUGUUAGGACUCAUUCAGAUCUCAAGGUUGGAGAGUAUUCAAGUUUAGAAAUAACUGAAGCAUGGACAAAAGAGAGAUGGCACCAAGAAUUUACUAAAUGCCAGGUGCUGGUUAUGACCUGUUGUGUUGCUUUGAAUGUUUUAAAAAAUGAACACUUAUCCCUGUCAAACAUUAAUCUUCUUAUUUUUGAUGAGUGCCAUCUUGCAAUCCAGGAUCACCCCUAUCGUGAAAUUAUGAAGCUUUGUGAAAGUUGUACAUCAUGCCCUCGUAUCUUGGGAUUAACGGCUUCUAUUUUAAACGGGAAAUGUGAUCCAGCAGAGUUAGAAGAGAAGAUUCAGAAACUGGAGAACAUUCUAAAGAGCAGUGCUGAAACAGCAACUGAUUUAGUGGUUUUGGACAGGUAUACUUCUCAGCCAUGUGAGAUCGUGGUGGAUUGUGGACCAUAUGCUGACAGAAGUGGGCUCUAUGAAAGAUUGUUAACAGAGCUGGAUGAUGCACUUAGUUUUCUGAAUGAUUGCAACAUAUCUGUACAUUGUAGAGAGAGAGAUUCUACCUUAAUUUCUAAACAGAUACUAUCAGACUGCCGAGCAGUGUUGCUUGUUCUGGGACCCUGGUGUGCAGAUAAAGUAGCCGGGAUGAUGGUGAGAGAGCUACAGAAGUACAUUAAACAUGAGCAAGAGGAGCUGCACAGGAAAUUUUUAUUGUUUACAGAUACUUUCCUAAGGAAAAUACAUGCACUCUGUGAAGAGCACUUCUCGCCUGCCUCACUUGACCUGAAAUUUGUAACCCCAAAAGUAAUAAAACUGCUUGAAAUCUUACGUAAAUAUAAGCCCUAUGAACGGCAACAAUUUGAAAGUGUUGAGUGGUAUAAUAAUAGGAACCAGGAUAACUAUGUGUCUUGGAGUGAUUCUGAAGAUGAGGAUGAGGAUGAAGAAAUAGAGGAGAAAGAGAAAACUGAGACUAAUUUUCCUUCUCCCUUUACUAAUAUUUUAUGUGGAAUUAUUUUUGUGGAAAGAAGAUACACAGCAGUUGUUCUAAACAGGUUGAUAAAAGAAGCUGGCAAACAAGAUCCAGAGCUGGCUUACAUCAGCAGCAAUUUUAUAACUGGACAUGGCAUUGGAAAGAAUCAGCCCCGUAGCAAACAGAUGGAAAUAGAAUUCCGAAAGCAGGAAGAGGUACUUAGAAAAUUUCGAGCACAUGAAACCAACUUGCUAAUUGCAACUAGUAUUGUAGAAGAGGGUGUUGACAUACCAAAAUGCAAUUUGGUGGUUCGUUUUGAUUUGCCCACAGAAUAUCGUUCCUACGUGCAGUCCAAAGGAAGAGCCAGGGCACCUAUCUCAAAUUACAUCAUGUUAGCAGAUUCAGACAAAAUUAAAUGUUUUGAAGAAGAUCUUAAAACCUACAAAGCAAUUGAGAAGAUCCUGAGGAACAAAUGCUCAAAGUCAGUAGAUACUGGUGAAACAGAAAAUGAGCCUAUUAUAGAUGAUGAUGAUAUUUUUCCACCAUAUGUGCUGAGACCAGAAGAUAGUGGUCCAAGAGUCACAAUAAACACUGCUAUUGGACACAUUAAUAGGUACUGUGCUAGGUUGCCUAGUGACCCAUUUACUCAUCUGGCUCCUAAGUGUAAAACUAGAGAACUCCCUGAUAACACCUUUUAUUCAACUCUUUAUCUGCCUAUCAAUUCUCCUCUUCGAGCAUCAAUAGUUGGUCCCCCAAUGAGUUGUACAAGAUUGGCAGAGAGAGUUGUUGCUCUUAUUUGCUGUGAAAAGUUGCAUAAAAUUGGUGAACUGGAUGAUCACUUGAUGCCUGUUGGAAAAGAGACAGUGAAAUAUGAGGAGGAACUUGAUUUGCAUGAUGAAGAAGAAACCAGUGUUCCAGGAAGGCCAGGCUCUACAAAGCGAAGGCAAUGCUACCCUAAAGCUAUUCCAGAAUGUUUGAGGGACAGUUAUCCCAAACCUGACCAACCCUGUUACCUUUAUGUAAUUGGAAUGGUAUUAACUACCCCUCUACCUGAUGAGCUCAACUUCAGGCGGCGAAAGCUAUAUCCUCCUGAAGAUACUGCAAGAUGUUUUGGAAUACUGACAGCCAAGCCUAUACCUCAGAUUCCUCACUUUCCUGUGUAUACCCGCUCAGGAGAGGUGACCAUAUCUAUUGAGCUAAAAAAAUCAGGUUUCACUUUGUCUUUACAAAUGCUUGAGCUGAUCACAAGACUACAUCAGUACAUAUUUUCUCACAUUCUUCGACUUGAGAAACCUGCACUAGAAUUUAGACCUACCGAUGCUGAUUCAGCCUAUUGUGUUCUACCUCUUAAUGUUGUUGAUGGUUCCAGCACUUUGGACAUUGAUUUUAAAUUUAUGGAAGAUAUUGAAAAAUCUGAAGCUCGUACAGGCAUUCCCAGUACACAGUAUACAAAGGAGACACCUUUUAUUUUCAAACUAGAAGAUUACCAGGAUGCAGUUAUCAUUCCAAGGUAUCGAAAUUUUGAUCAGCCUCAUCGAUUCUAUGUUGCUGAUGUCUACACAGAUCUUACUCCACUGAGCAAAUUUCCUUCCCCAGAAUAUGAAACCUUUGCCGAAUAUUAUAAAACCAAGUAUAACCUUGACCUGACCAAUCUCAACCAGCCAUUGCUGGAUGUGGACCACACAUCUUCAAGACUUAAUCUUUUGACUCCUCGUCAUUUGAAUCAGAAGGGUAAAGCUCUUCCAUUAAGCAGUGCUGAGAAGAGGAAAGCUAAGUGGGAGAGUCUACAGAACAAACAGAUCCUGGUUCCAGAACUCUGUGCUAUACAUCCUAUUCCAGCAUCACUGUGGAGAAAAGCAGUUUGUCUCCCUAGUAUUCUUUAUCGUCUUCACUGCCUUUUGACAGCCGAGGAACUCAGAUCUCAAACUGCCAUUGAUGCUGGUGUAGGAGUUAAGUCACUUCCUACAGAUUUCAGAUAUCCUAACCUGGACUUUGGGUGGAAAAAAUCUAUUGACAGCAAAUCCUUCAUCUCUGCACCUAGUUCUUCUCUAGCAGAGACUGAAAAUUAUUUUAAGCACAGCGCAAUUGUAGUCCCUGAAAAUGCUGCACAUCAAGGUGCUAAUAAAACCUCCUCUGCAGAUAAGCAUGACCAAAUGUCUGUGAACUACAGAACAUUGAUUGAGUCACCCAUUAAACUCCAAAAUGAUGUCUCAGUAGAACUGGCAACAGUUAAUGGUGUUUCUUAUUAUAAAAAUCUUGCCAACGGCAAUUGUGACUUAGCUAACCUAGACUUUUGCCAAGAAAAUCAGCUAAAUUACUGCAGGCAGGAAAUACCUGUACAACCAACUACCUCGUAUCCUAUUCAGAAUUUAUACAACAGUGAGAACCAGCUCAAGCCCAGCAAUGAAUGUACUCUGAGUAAUAAAUAUCUUGAUGGAAAUCCCAACAAAUCUACCUCAGAUGGAUGUCCCAAAAUGGCAGUAACCACCAGUGCUUCAAAUGCUUGUAUUCUUUCAAAUGAAAGAAUGGAUUCUAUAACAAGCCCUUCCAGUGGGUACUCCUCAAAAACCCUUGGCCCAAACCCUGGACUCAUUCUUCAGGCUUUGACUCUCUCGAAUGCUAGCGAUGGAUUUAAUUUGGAGCGGCUUGAAAUGCUUGGUGAUUCAUUUUUAAAGCAUGCCAUCACUACGUAUUUGUUUUGCACUUACCCUGAUGCUCAUGAGGGACGCCUUUCAUAUAUGAGAAGCAAAAAAGUCAGCAAUUGUAACUUGUAUCGUCUUGGAAAAAAGAAAGGGCUUCCUAGUCGUAUGGUGGUAUCUAUUUUUGAUCCACCUGUCAACUGGCUUCCUCCUGGUUACAUAGUAAACCAAGACAAGAGUAAUGCAGACAAAUGGGAAAAAGAUGAAAUGACAAAAGAGGGUUUGAUGUCUAAUGGAAAACUCGAUGACGAUUAUGAUGAUGAUGACGACGAUGACUUAAUGUGGCAAGUACCCAAGGAAGAAGCUGACUUUGAGGAUGACUUUUUGGAGUAUGAUCAGGAGCAUAUCAAGUUUAUUGACAACAUGUUAAUGGGCUCUGGAGCGUUUGUGAAGAAAAUCUCCCUUUCCCCAUUUCCACCUGCUGAUAACAAUUAUGAAUGGAAGGUGCCCAAAAAAUCAUCCUUGACUAAUGUCCAGUUUUCUUCAGAUUUUGAUGAUUUUGACUACAGCUCAUGGGAUGCAAUGUGCUAUCUAGAUCCUAGUAAGGCUGUUGAAGAAGAUGACUUUGUAGUGGGUUUCUGGAAUCCAUCAGAGGAAAAUUGUGGCAUUGAUGCUGGAAAGCAGUCCAUCUCCUAUGAUUUGCAUACAGAACAGUGCAUUGCUGACAAAAGUAUUGCAGACUGUGUGGAAGCCCUUCUUGGCUGCUAUCUGACCAGCUGUGGUGAGAGAGCGGCACAGCUUUUCCUCUGUUCACUGGGGCUGAAAGUGCUUCCAGUUAUUGAAGAACAUGACUGGGACAGUGCUCUGUAUUCCUACAGAGACCACUUAAAUAGCCAACAAAAACUCCCCUCAGCAAACUGUAUUUCAGCCUCUCUAAUCAGCAAAGAGUCUUCUCUGUAUAAAGACUUGGUAUAUGGCUGUUUGAAGAUUCCGCCAAGAUGCAUGUUUGAUCACCCAGAUGCUGAGAGAACCUUAAAUCACCUUAUAUCUGGCUUUGAAAACUUUGAAAAGAAAAUUAAUUAUAGUUUUAAAAACAAGGCUUAUCUACUUCAGGCAUUUACUCAUGCCUCCUAUCAUUACAACACCAUUACUGAUUGUUACCAGCGGUUGGAAUUCCUGGGAGAUGCAAUUUUGGACUACCUCAUAACCAAGCACCUUUACGAAGACCCACGGCAGCACUCUCCAGGAGUCCUAACAGACCUGCGAUCUGCUCUUGUUAAUAACACCAUCUUUGCUUCAUUGGCUGUAAAGUAUGACUACCACAAGUACUUCAAAGCUGUCUCUCCUGAGCUGUUUCAUGUUAUCGAUGAUUUUGUACAGUUUCAGAUGGAAAAAAAUGAAAUGCAAGGGAUGGAUUCUGAGCUCCGAAGAUCUGAAGAAGAUGAAGAAAAAGAAGAGGACAUAGAAGUACCAAAGGCGAUGGGGGAUAUAUUUGAAUCUCUUGCUGGUGCCAUUUACAUGGAUAGUGGAAUGUCUUUGGAAAUGGUUUGGCAAGUGUACUAUCCAAUGAUGAGGCCAUUAAUAGAAAAAUUUUCUGCAAAUGUGCCCCGUUCCCCAGUAAGAGAGCUGCUGGAGAUGGAGCCAGAAACAGCAAAAUUCAGUCCAGCAGAAAGAACCUAUGAUGGAAAGGUCAGAGUAACUGUGGAAGUUGUAGGGAAAGGAAAGUUCAAAGGUGUUGGAAGAAGCUAUCGGAUCGCCAAAUCUGCAGCAGCAAGAAGAGCUCUACGAAGCCUCAAAGCAAAUCAACCUCAGGUUCCAAAUAGCUGAGACACCUCUUAAAAAACAAACAUACAGUAAAGAGCAAUGUAAAAGAUGUUGUUGAGAGGAACAAAUUGAAGUCAUCAUUUAAAGUUUGGUAACAAAAUAGCUAACAACAUUUAACAUGUAUACAUAAUUUUGGAACUAAUUGUAGUUAUGGGGGGGUUGGUUUUUUGUUUUUGUUUUUUGUUUUUGUUUGUUUUUUAUGCGCAAACACAAUCUUGUCUUCUUUCCUCACUUCUGCUUUGUUUAAUCACAAGAGUGCUUUAAUGAAAACAUUUAGCAAGUGUUGAAAAUAAUUGUUGUCAGGUAUUUUUUGGUUUACUUUGUCAGUACAGCUUUGCUUAGUGUUUAAAGGCCAGGGAGCUUAUGCCUAUUACAGUUACUAGGAUUUACACACACACAAACAUCUUGAGAUUUCUCAAAUCUGUGCACUAGUGCCAGUCAUAAAGCAGUUCAUAAACUGUACUGGAUGAUUUGGUGUAAGGAUAAGCGUGCCAGUAUUGUCCUCGUUCUUUCCAUGCCUUCUUUGCAUUAAGAUGGCAUUCCCAGUCAUUAUUGCACUUAUUAGUUUGGGACAGGUUUUUAAUUGAAAUGUUUGGCAUCUGAUAGAAUUUUAAAUUGAUGCCACAUUGCAUUAAAAGGUUCUUGCCUUAAAAGUACAUAAGCCCUCACUAACACCAUUUUUUGUUUCUGGUAUCUUUGGAGCAAACUGUAUUACAUUCCCUUCACUUUUAAAAUGCAUUUUUCAGCGGUAAAGCUCCAUAUUUACAGUACAUGUUAGUUUAGCUGUGACUUAACUUAUUACACAACUGUAAUAGCAAUUGUAUUCAUAUAUAUGUAAUGAGGUUAUUUUUAACAAUUCAGAGGAAAUGGUUAGUACAGAGUUUAUUUAAUAUUGAAAACAAAUUUUAUUGCUUAUUUCCAAUAUUACAAAAAACAAGAGUUUAGACUGAGCACAAUCCAUCACUCCUGUAGAACCCUCUUUCACCUCAAGGGGCUUGUGCGGGAGAUUAUCUUGGUGGAGUGGAGACUCAGUUUCCAGUAUUGGAACUUUGUAAUAAUAACUAAUUGCACAGUGCAAACUGUUGCUUAAGAAAAAGAACCUUUGACAUAUCGCACCUAAAAUAUGCUGCAGAUUUUAUAUUGGAUACAUAUUUAACAAAUAGAGCACCUUUACACCUUUAAGAGCAAUUUCCACAUAAAUUUCUUACUGUACUUUUCAGAAUUGCAUGCAUAUUUCACCUACCAAAGCUGUGCUGUUAAAAUGCCAUGGAAGUUGUUGUGUGAGAGAAACUGCCAUACUUUUGAUACAUCUGUGAUUUAGGUCCUUUAACAUAGAUUAACUAGCUCAUUGUUGCUGUUUCGGUUGAUAUGAAAGCAUACAUUUUAGGCUAUGCCUAAAUUUCUUUAGGUAUUUGUAGGCACCCUUCACUUAAAUACCUCAGUUCUUCUUUGUUCUUUCAUGUCUUUUUUUUCCUUUUUGCAUGCAUUAUUUUUGUUUGUUCUGUUUUGUUUUGGUGCUAUGUGUAUGUAUUAUGCUUGAAAUUUUAAUUUUUGCACUGUAACUAUAAUACCUCUUAAUUUACCUUUUUAAAAAGCUGUGGGUCAUCUUGCACUCCCACCAAUAUCAGUAGAGGUUUGCUGCAAUUUUACCCUGUUAAUUAUGCUUGAAGUUUGAGAGAGCUGAGCAAGGUUUUUUAAUGUGUUCCAGCACAGUGGUCUGCUCUUGAUGCUGUUUUAUGUGUUAAAUUACAGAUAAUACUGUUCUCUGCUUUUAAAGACCCCUUUCCCCACACAUACACAUGCAUUCAAAAAUUUAAAGGGGAAAAACAUCUGGCUUACCUUUCUGAAAGAGAAGAAACAUACCUCACUGGCAGGAGACAUUAAAAUUUUCUGAACUACAGAAGUGUAUUUUGAGUAACAGAUUUCUUUGUUAAAUUUCUAAUAAGGACAGUAAAGUGAAAUAUUGGAGUGAGACUUCUGUUACAGUGAGAAAGUAAAAUAUGGAAGGCAUAAAGGACAUGAUUCCUUUUGCAAGUUUGAAUUGAACAUGUAGCUUGAAGUUUCUUUGUUUCCAUUACAGCCCACUCACACUGAUUAAGAGGCAAACCAUUUUUUCAGCUUUAAAAAUGGCCAUUCUCUUCAGCUUCAGGGUGAGCAGCAGCCAUUCAGACUUCUAAGAAGACUCUUGCUACUUGCAUAAUACUCCCCACAACAUGCAUAUAGCUUUGGAUUGCAGACACUUGUUAGAAUGCUUAAGAAAGAUUACGGUCCUCAAGCCACUGAUACUUGAGUUGCUUUUAAAGUAAACUUUGCCCAGGGUUCAGUAGAACUUCUCAGUGGUAAGUGGACUGAGGGUUGCCAUCCUUCCAUCUUCAUGCAAGAAUAUGGAUAUAAAAGUAGUUUAUGAACAAACACCAUUAAAUCCACAAUUGUAGACCAGAGUAAGAAUUUUGUAAUUCUAGCAAAUAAUUGUUACUAAUGUUGAUAGUUUUCUCUGGUGAUGCAUAGUUCAGUCUUUAAAACCUCACAAAGGAGAUGUAUGAUCCCAAUGAAAUAUCUAAGGUUUGUGGUGGUUGAAAUGCCAUAUAUAAAAUCUAAACCAAUCUUGUAAUUCUGAAAAACAUUCAGUGAAUACUUCAAAUACUUGGAUAAUUUCAGAGGUUAGAGUGUAGCCUAAUUGCAGUGGAAAACUUUGAUCAUUACGCUCCCUGAUCAGAAGUAUCAAUGCCUCUAUGAUGCAUCAAGCUGAUGAACUGAAAAUAUUGAGUAGGGGCCAAUUGUAAAUGUAGGUCCUGCUGCUGUUUGUGUGUUUUAUUGCCACGACCUUUUUGCUGUAUGAUUUAAUUCAGUUUUUUCAUUAAGCUGUUAAGAUGCAAAACCACAUUAGUUUUCAUGUUCUACAAGUGCUUUACCCAUUUUGAUAUAAUUGGGGUAUUGGAAAAAGUAUGCUAUUUAGACCUAAAUCUGAUCAUUUGAAGGUUGGGAUUGAAAUCCCUUGAUAUGCUACAAGCAUGAUAGGAAAUGGACUGUUCCAAGCCUGUCUUCAAAAUAAACAACAUGGACUCCUCAUGUAGACAGCAGAGGGGUUAAUUGGCAUGAGCCUAGUUUCAGUUUUGUUUGUGUGUAUACUGUUAUACAGUCCUCCUAACUAUGCUGCAUUUUUAUUUUUAUGAUGGCUUUGUUUUGUGCUGUUCUGUUCAUGUAGCACAAAUAAGCAUUGCACUUGGUACCAUGCUUUACCUCAUUUCAAGGAGAAAUAUGCUUAAUAGAGGAAAAAUGUGGUUUGGGCCUUGCUGCUGCUUUGAUUUGCUGAAUUUGAAAAAGAUCGUUAGAAUGCCUGCAUUGUGUCAAUUAACUUGCACAACUAAAAAAAGGCCAUUUGUUUUGUCUGUGGCAUGUUACUAUAUGUUUGUUGUUUUAAAACUGUUGGCCAGGAUCCAGGGAGCCCCUUGUAUGACCAGAAGGUGCUUCCACAAAUAUGAGUUUGUGGGGUCCUUCAAUUUCCAGCUAAGUCUUCCCUCUGCUGCAGCUGCCCAUACCACAUCCCAUACCUUCCUAGAGGGUCCCCCAAUCCACAGGAGCAUCUUUUCAGCGGAUGCAAGGGGCUGCGAGAAGCACGACUUGAGAGGACUCUGUUUUGCGAGUAGAACUCUGCUCAGUGGUUUUCUGGAUCCCACACAUUUUCUUUUUUCUUCAUUAUGCCUUAUUUUCAUUUUUUAUGGAACGGUUUAAAUUUCAGAUUGACCUCUGCAUGCCUUCCCUCCCCUCCCCUCCCCUCCCCUGCUGUAAAUUUACUGAACAUGCAUACAUAAUGGUCAAUUAAAUUUCUACAUUUUUUACAUGAAGGGAUCUGUGGGUAUCAUCCGGUUGAGUGUUGAGGACAUAAUUUUUAGCAACAGCUCUUGUCAGUUUAAAUAUAGGCCCUGCUCAGGGCUGAACAGUCCUAUAAAAUGUAAGAACACAUCUGGAGGUAGCAUAAACUGAUAGCCCCCAAAUCAAGGCUUUUUCAGAUUUUAAGAUAGUUAUUUGACCAUAUUUGAGCCAUAUGCUGUUCUCCCGCAUUCCUCAAUGAAUGUCCUGGAAUUGGUUGUGUGUGACUAAUGAAAACAGGAUUGCACCUAGGAUACUUUUAGGCUCUUGGUAGCAAAUACUUUCAUUUUCAAGUAAGGAAUGGUGUGUUUAUUUAUAAAAUUGUCUUUAAAUCCAUAACAUUUACAACCAUGAAAUCUAACUGAAACCUAAUUUUCACCAGCAGAAGUCUGAUAACAGAUCUCUAUUAGGGAUCAGUCUAGAAUACAGAACAGUUAAUUGCAGCUUCUUUCAAGAGUACUCAGCAUUCAUCAAUCAAUUUUGUCUCCAUAAUCCUUUUCUAGAUUCCCCACUACUUUGUAUCUUUAAUUUGGAUAAAAACCACAGACUGUUUAAAUUACUAUGAUAGAUGCACUCAGUUUACUACAGCAACAAGUUAUCUAGAAAAACAAGUUGAACAAGCGUUGAAAAUUGCAGGCUUUUAUUGUAAAUAGUUUGACUUUAAAGAUGGUUAAAAUCAAGUAGAAUGAAUAACAUAAUUUGAUGGACAAUAAAAUAUUUCCCAUCACAUGCUGCAGCUGUCUAAGGGACAUAAAAUGUAAUUCAUUCAUACUGUAAUCAUGCUGCAGAAAUUGCAGUCUGCACCUUAUGGAUCACAAUUACCUUUAAUAGAUUUUUUGUAAUAAUUGUAGCUGAAUAUAUCUCCAAUAAAGUUAUGGUCUGUUCA
This is a messenger RNA of Varanus komodoensis (Komodo dragon), 11794 nucleotides long. It is a transcript of the gene DICER1, whose product is annotated as dicer 1, ribonuclease III. NCBI's taxonomy places the organism in Eukaryota, Metazoa, Chordata, Lepidosauria, Squamata, Varanidae. The record is from RefSeq and is a predicted model, not a curated record. Gene Ontology annotation, molecular function: ATP binding; protein binding; RNA binding. Gene Ontology annotation, biological process: pre-miRNA processing; apoptotic DNA fragmentation; siRNA processing. Gene Ontology annotation, cellular component: cytoplasm; RISC complex; nucleus. The transcript has 28 exons. Bases 1282 to 7041 code for a protein of 1919 amino acids.